AUGAUUCAGCUUCUACCACCAACCAAUUCGAAAACGGCUCACAACGUUGCCGAAGUGUGCCUUCGGUCGAGAGACACGGACAAUGAGAUGACUGCAAGAGUCAAUGUCACGAUAAGUGUGACACUGAGUCGAGAACUACAGCUGAUUGCUGGUGAAUUCAUGGAGCACCAAGUGCAGUCCGACUCACAUCUAUCCUACCUCUGCCAAUGUGCUGCUUUGAAUCGUGGCGGUCUCACACCGACAACUACCGUGCAUAUCGCCACACAUAGUGUUGUCGACACUCGUGACGGAGCCAAGUAUACAGUGCAAGUUGUCCAUUCGGCAGCUUUGCUACUGUCUAUGAUUUUGGUCUAUGGACGAGAGCAACGACUGCUGGCAAUGGCACACUUGAUUGGAGCUGACUCGUUGCCUAGUAGAGAUCAACUCGACAACAACUUGCAAUUCCUACCGCAUCUGUCCAAUGCCGAUGAACGAGCAUUCGUGAUAGUAAACAAGGAUGGCGACUAUGCCAUCGUUAAGGGCAGAUGGACGGGUUUCUCCAGAAAGCAGCCUGCUUCGAAAGGUCAAAAAGCGAAACCGGGCUCCGCUGGUCGACUUCUCGUUGAUGCCUUCAACCUUCUGAAAAAUACAGUGCAAAAAAUCGAAGUGCCAUCUCCUGAGGGUUCAACGUUAUUCGUGAUUGGUGAUGCACAAGCACGUCUUCCGGGUAAGCGGAUAGAGUGCCGAUCAACGAAUACCGCAGAGCAAAUUGCCUCAGUCUUUUGUGUCUCCACCCUGUUCGUGCUUUGCAAUCCAGACAAGGUACGUCGCUAUUGA
Molecule: messenger RNA, 816 nt
Organism: Cooperia oncophora
Lineage: Eukaryota; Metazoa; Nematoda; Chromadorea; Rhabditida; Trichostrongylidae
Source: the annotation of a GenBank genome assembly